AUGGAAUAUAAUCUGAAGAAGGCAAUACGGGAAGUACCAAAACGACUGAAGAUGAACGUCGACGAGAGAGAAAGUAAACUACAGACAAAUAUAGAACAGGUCCAGGGAGACGUGGAGAAGACGGAAGAAGAGCUAACAAAAAAGACAGAAGAAGAUGUUGAAGAAAAUAGAACCGAAAUGGAAGAAAAGAUCACCGAAGUGAUGCAGAUGCAGAAACAAUGCAACAACGUGGUUGAGAAGAUAGAAGAAGAUGUGGAAGAAAAUGGAACCGAAUUGGGAGAAAAGAACAUUGAAGUGACGCAGAUGCAGAAACAAUGCAACAACGUGGUUGAGAAGAUAGAAGAAGAUGUUGAAGAAACUAGAAUCGAGAUGGGAGAAAAGAUCACCGAAGUGACGCAGAUGCAGAAACAAUGCGACGACGUGGUUGAGAAGAUAGAAGAAGAUGUGGAAGAAAAUGGAACCGAAUUGGGAAAAAGGACCACCGAAGUGACGCAGAUGCAAAAACAAUUGGCAGUAAAUCUGAGAAAUGCUGUAGCCAUGCAGCGAGAAGAUGACCAGAGGGAUGCAAUCGAAGGUGAGGCCUUCACGUGUGGAAUCAAGAGGAAGAGAGAGACUACGGAUAAUGAUCAGUUUGGAAGAGAAUUGUUGAAGGAAUGCUGGCCCAAAGGUCGUCAGUGUACAACACUUGAGAACCCACUACGAUGCAGACCACUUAGUAAUGGGAAAGGAACGUCAGAAGAAAUUGCCAAGCAUUCAUGUAAAUUGAACGAGACUUUGGAACGACCACUGAGUGACAACGUAAUGGUAUCUGCAAUAAAAAGAAGAUUGAAUCAGAAAAGACAAGGAACCGUAUCCAGGAGCCCAAUUAAAGGUAGAGAGGCCUUAAUGAAGAUACUGGAGCAGUUGGAGUCUAUUAGGUCACAGAAAUACAAGCAAGCUAAUGAUCGAAACAGAGAAGGGAGUAAUGACCCAAGGAUUCAUAUUAAUCAUUCGUCUGAUUUCCGAGGAAGAGGAGGAGGGACCAAUAAACCGAAUGACACUCCAGAUGAGGUCCGGUCUAGAGUGAGGGCUAUAAUGACCCAAAAUAAACAUGCUAGGACAUGGUUAGGACAAUUAGCUGUAAAAUGGACAAUUGAAAGGAAAGGGUUUGUUUACAUUUGUGCUUUGUGUUAUAUUACAGUUAGAGUUGCAUAUUUCAUGUCAAAGACUAUCUCAGAAUGA
Schistocerca nitens (vagrant locust) is the source of this 1221-nucleotide messenger RNA. RefSeq names its product axoneme-associated protein mst101(2)-like. The record is from RefSeq and is a predicted model, not a curated record. The transcript has a single exon. Lineage: Eukaryota; Metazoa; Arthropoda; Insecta; Orthoptera; Acrididae. The coding region runs from base 1 to 1221 and encodes 406 amino acids.